Molecule: messenger RNA, 3104 nt
Organism: Pomacea canaliculata
Lineage: Eukaryota; Metazoa; Mollusca; Gastropoda; Architaenioglossa; Ampullariidae
Product: TBC1 domain family member 19-like
Exons: 17
Coding region: 350-1924 (524 amino acids)
Source: RefSeq, a predicted model, not a curated record
GAAAAGUUACGUUUGGUCUCCAUUGUUUUCCUAAGAAACAAAAGCUAUGUGGUCAGAGCUAACGGUCACUACAUUUUUGUGUUUUCUCUUUGGUCAGCAUUAAGAAAAUGCGCGAUGAAUCACACUGUCUCAAAGGAAGAAAAACUUCUGUGAAUCUCUUCGCGUGCCAAUCGACCAGAAUCACUGUGUCAGUUCGAUCAGUGUAUGUUAUGUGCUGCUAGAAACUAUUUCAACCUGCACAGAUCAAUCAAGGAAAUUUAUAAUAUUGUUUAAAUACAUUAAUGUCACAUUCUUGUGUAUAAUAUUGCUAUAAAUUGCCAGAUCAAGUGAUUGGGCAGACACGUGCAUCAUGAGCAAAGAUCAGCAGGGAGAGCAAUUUAUGGUUGACUUGCUGCAACACUUGAGGUCUUCGAUGCUAUACACAGACCUAUACACUGCUGCGCAGGAAGAAGCUUCUAAACCAAGCAUAAAAAUAACGGAGUUGCGUAAGGGUGUUUUAUCAGGACUAGUAAAUGGAGGAUGGGACCGUAAACUCCAGAAUGCAAUCUACUACUACAUGCAGACUCAUUCAUGUCAGCCUCAUCAAAGUGAUUCUGAACAUCAUAAGGAGCCACUUGUAUACAUCAGAAAAGCCCAGCAAAACUGGGAGAAAAAGAUCCUGAAAAGUUUGAACAGUAUGUGUACAGAGUUGAAUAUUCCAUUGGCAAAAAAGCGCCUAGAGCAGGAACAAAAGGACAUGCUGUCCAGAUGGACAGAACUUGGAACUGAUGGACCAGACUUGAGUCAAAUCCGGCCAGUCUAUGCGCCUAAAGACUUUUUAGAAGUUGUAACCGGGCUUCAGAAUCUCAAUUAUGAGAAUGCAUUAACGUCGGGGAGUAAUUUCCACAAUUUUUGGGGAGUCAUCCAAGUUCCUGUGAAGGUGAAGUCCAUAGACCAGCUACGACUGCAGUACAGUGAGAUGGCUGUGAAUCAGUGCCAGAUAGGUGUUGAUGAUGUGUCAGACAUUUCUGCUGAUUUGUUUGAUGUUGAACAGACCAGAUUGAGUAACAAAGUUUUGGCAGCUAAGCACGCCCCCACCGCCCAAGAGUAUGCCAAGAAGGGCUGCCCUACUAGUGCAAGGGGUGAACUUUGGUGCCAGAUAAUGGGUAUUGAAGUUACUGAUGUGGAUAUCCUGUAUUAUGGACAGCUGAAGACAUCAGUCAUCCAGCAUGACUUACUAGUUGACAAUCUGCUGUACAAGGAUGUGAAACUGACAGCAACCAAUGAUGAUCAUUACUUUGUUUUUGAAGAUUUUCUCUACCAGGUGCUCCUGCCGUUUUCACGUGACACAGUGGUACUGAAGCACUUUGAGCACAACAGUACCACACCACCAAAAUCUUACAUCCGUGGCAAGCUGGGUGUGGAGGAGUUUGCUGUUGUGUACCCACCAAAUGGUGUCAUUCCAUUUCAUGGUUUUGCCAUGUAUGUUGCCCCAUUGUGCUAUGUUUACAAGGAUGUGGUCACUCUCUACUAUGUAUUCCGACAUAUGUACAUGCACUACUUUUAUCGUCUACACAGUCUUUCAUCUCAUCCACAGGGAAUUGUUGCACUCAGCUCAUUAUUUGAAAGACUGCUUCAGAUGUCUGAACCAGAACUCUUUCAGCAUCUCGUCAGAAUCGGAUGUCAGCCGCUGAAGAUUGCCUUCAAAUGGUUGAUGCGGGCAUUCUCCGGCUUCUUGGCAUCAGAUCAGGUCUUACUAUUAUGGGAUAGAAUUUUAGCCUUCGACUCCUUGGAGAUUCUGUCAGUGCUAUGUGUUGCUAUAUUCUGCUUUCGGAAGACCAACUUGAUGAAAGUGACGACCUUUAGUGCUGCCGAGGCGGUACUGGCUGACGUCACAACCCUGCAAGUGAUCCCCAUUCUGCAACUGGUCCUAUUUUCUAAGUGAAGCGAACUGUGCAUGCAUCCCGCCGCCUGCCUACACCUCCUGUCAACACUGUCGAAGCAGUUUCCCGAGGGGGACUAUCUGUGCCCGGAAUAAUUUUUCCGCACUGCGUGAGACGCAAACAACGAAUAUUACUUGUCCAAACUUUCAAGACUGGUCCGCAGAAAGUGUGAAGUAACAACAAUACUCCGAAGUAUCAACAUUUCAAGUAAAUUUGGUUAUAAAUAUUGCUGUCACCUAUCUCCUCCAGAAAGCUGUGCGAAGUGAAGGAACCCUGUCAACGUGGACUAACCCAUGGGGAGCGUGCAGCUACGGGAAUAACAGUCCUCAAUUUAACACUUGUGAUAUCAAUUUCCUGCCAUUGCCACAACAUUUUUUUACAACCAUAUUUUCUCGUUUGAGCUGAAAUCUAAGAUUGUUGUCAUUUUCCACAUUUUAAUCAAUGUUCGUAGUUAGGGGAGGUUUGUUACUAUAUCAGCAUAUGAAAUAGCACGUUUUUUUUUCCCGUUUCGUCGACAGCACUUUAAAUUUAUGGUGCGAUGUUAUAUUUUUUAUUUUUAUCCGUGUAAGUGCAUAUAAUUCUGAAACAUAUCAGUCUGUAUGUUUUGUUAUAUUUGUAACCAGGUAACCUACCUCACGGCUCACGGUUGCUUGCACUUCAAGGAGCGUAUCCGUAGGUUGUGAAUACCUUUUAAUAUGGUGACCUCUUGCCCGUCGUUGUGCGAACGUACCACCCGACCAAGCAAACUUUCACAGCGAACUUUCGGUCUCAGAGGCGACGUCUGUACAUGGAGCUAAGUGCUGAAAGUUGCGGCCGGCAAAGCAGCCUUGGUAGUCUGGCUACCGAGUACCCACCAGACUCUUGUGCUGUGGGUACUCGGCUGCAUUUAAAGACAACGCUGUUUGUGCUGCUGGAAUUAGAGGAUGGGUUCAUUCCCCUCAUCCUCAUUGCGGCCUCUUUUCUUCCUCCUGACCACAAAAGAAUUUGCACCGGACAGGCCUGCUGACCAAUCGACAUUCAACUGUCAUCUAAGGCAGGCUUUAAACUACAUGCAUACGACUGUUCUCAUUUUGUCGAGAGUUUAAAUAUACUUAAUGCCCUGGGUGUAAACAUUUAUAUGACGUUACAAAUGCUGAUGUUGCUGUAUAAAUAUAUAAAAAUUGUUUAUCUGGAUAACAGAAA